AUGUACCGCACCGAGCCCCUCGCCGCCAACCCCUUCGCCGCCGUCUUCGCCCACCUCCUCAACCCCGCGCCCGAGCGCGGCGGCGACGAGGCCGAGCGCACCCCGCUCUCAGGCUUCUUACCUCCCAUAACUCCUCCAGAAAAAUUCUUUCUUUCUCAACUGAUGUUGGCCCCCCCUAGAGAACUGUUCAAGAAGACUCCUCGGCAGAUUGCUUCCAUGGACGUGGGGAACAUGGCCCAGUCAGUGGAUAUAAGUGGGCUUCAGCUGGCAUUAGCAGAACGUCAGUCUGAGUUGCCAACGCAGAGCAAGGCCAGCUUCCCCAGCAUUCUCAGUGAUCCUGACCCAGAUUCUUCCAACUCUGGUUUUGACAGUUCCGUUGCCUCCCAGAUCACGGAAGCCCUAGUGAGUGGACCAAAACCUCCUAUAGAAAGUCACUUUCGACCAGAGUUUAUUCGACCACCACCUCCACUCCAUAUAUGUGAGGAUGAGUUGGCAUGGUUAAAUCCAAUAGAGCCAGAUCACACAAUUCAGUGGGAUAAAUCAAUGUGUGUUAAGAACAGCACUGGAGUUGAGAUAAAAAGAAUCAUGGCAAAAGCUUUUAAAAGCCCCUUGACUUCCCCCCAGCAAACACAGCUCCUUGGAGAACUGGAAAAGGACCCCAAGCUUGUUUACCAUAUUGGUCUCACUCCUGCCAAACUGCCAGACCUGGUUGAAAAUAAUCCUUUAGUAGCUAUAGAAAUGUUGCUGAAACUGAUGCAAUCUAGUCAAAUAACAGAGUAUUUUUCUGUCUUGGUCAACAUGGACAUGUCCUUACAUUCAAUGGAAGUCGUAAAUCGGCUUACUACUGCAGUUGAUCUCCCACCUGAAUUUAUUCAUCUUUAUAUCUCCAAUUGUAUCUCCACCUGUGAACAGAUUAAAGACAAAUAUAUGCAGAACCGCCUGGUACGUCUUGUCUGUGUCUUUCUUCAGUCUUUAAUCAGAAACAAAAUUAUUAAUGUACAGGACUUGUUUAUAGAAGUGCAAGCAUUCUGCAUCGAGUUCAGUCGGAUACGAGAAGCGGCUGGUCUUUUCAGAUUGCUGAAGACACUAGACACUGGGGAAAAUCCAUCAGAGACAAAAACAUCAAAAUAGAACCACUGUGAUUCUGGAAAAAAAGCCCCAAACCCUGCCAGCAUUCUGUACCAAUUAAUUGUAUAUUUUAAACUUAAAUCACUGGAUUAAUGAUGUAAUACAUUAUAAAUAGCAUUUUGUGCAUUUAAACAAUAAAUACUGCUUUUUCUGAUA
Messenger RNA from Athene cunicularia (burrowing owl), 1284 nucleotides. RefSeq names its product CCR4-NOT transcription complex subunit 11 (gene CNOT11). Gene Ontology annotation, biological process: negative regulation of translation; mRNA catabolic process. The record is from RefSeq and is a predicted model, not a curated record. Lineage: Eukaryota; Metazoa; Chordata; Aves; Strigiformes; Strigidae. Bases 1 to 1131 code for a protein of 376 amino acids. Gene Ontology annotation, cellular component: CCR4-NOT complex. The transcript has 7 exons.